Molecule: messenger RNA, 2277 nt
Organism: Labrus bergylta (ballan wrasse)
Lineage: Eukaryota; Metazoa; Chordata; Actinopteri; Labriformes; Labridae
Gene: cfap107
Product: cilia and flagella associated protein 107
Source: RefSeq, a predicted model, not a curated record
AUGAAGGGAACAGACCCCGUGCAGGAUAAAUGGAAACAAACGGGCUGGAAGAUAGAGCAGAAGUAUCCAAGCAAGGUGCUGGUAGGAAACUGGGCAGAAGACAGACUUAAGUUCACUCAGGAGCCAACGACAGCCAACAGCACCAAUCGUGUAGACUACCGGCCCCACUGGGACUUCAAACCAGACGUUUCUGAGAGAAGAUCGGCCCUGCUGAGAGCUGAGGGGUUUCCAUCCAAACUGCUAUUUGCCCAUGUUGGCCCACCACCCUAUCAUUACUCUGUCACGCAGUAUGGAGAGAGCUAUGGGUGGAAGCACAACAAUGCUUUGCCCACUCUGCGACCCUGCCAUCCCGGCAGCUUGACAUGGCAGCUUGAAAGGACUGAACAGCCAAUUUCUGCCAACUUUGACGCGCUGCACUCCACAAAGCACUGUUUGGAAAAGCAGCAGUCACGCCUCCCAUCGCUGACUGUGUACAGGUCAGUGUACCAGAGGCACCCACUUAGUGCCUUCUGCCAGAGCCGCUCUGCCAGGACCUCACGCAUGCUCUCCAGCCACCUCCAUACAGCCAAUCACAACAACAAGGACCUGGAUCUGAGACGGCGCCCACUGCUGCUAAUCCCAGAUCAUUGUUUCAGUCCACAAAUGCAACAGGUUUAUAGACAGAACUGUUGCUCUUGAAUUAGACAUGUUAAGUUCACAUGACAGAAUGAGAACCACAUUUCUUUAUUUCUUAAAAAUUAACAAAAGGUAAAUUGUCGAUAAUGUUUGUUGUGUGAACUGGGAUCAAAAAAGUUUUCUAAUCCUUCUCUAAUCUAAAUGGGUUAUCAUUAACAUUAUACAUGAAAACACACAGAGAUUUUAAGAUUUUACUGAUCACUUUUAAAGCACUUAUGGGUCUGGCUCCUAGCUACAUAAUUUGGGUUGCAAAUUUGACAUGGCUAAAAACCUGCAUGCAUGGCAUAUACUUUGUAUUUUACAUAUGAAGCAAUGCUCUUUGCAUUAAAUAAAAUAAAUAAUUGUUGAUCCAGUAUGAAACAGGCUGCAGCCUUAAGGUGGAGCACUUCUGAUCUUUCCAUUGCUCUGAGAGGAUCCGUCUCUAAAACUCACUUUUAUAGACUUGCUGUUAUGUGAUGAAGUGUUUGUUUUCCCUUUAUAGAAAAUCUUCCAUUCACUUUUUUGGCCCAUCUUAUUGCUUUUUAACCUUGUAAUUUGCCUAAUAUCCUCAAUUUAUUUUAUUGCAUUUUGUUGCCUUUAUUUAUUUAUUGUAUUUAUUUCUUUUUUUUUUAUCUCUUAAUUACAUCCAUGUUCUUACAUCUUUGGUCCUCUUGUCCUUAGUUUAUGUAACUGGGUUCUUGCUUUGCUUGGGUUCUACUGAUGUUUAGGUUUAUGAUGUUGGAUGGUUGUUAGGGUUCUAAUGAUGUUUAGAUUAAUUAUGUUGGUUGCUUGUUUUGUUGGUUGGUUGCUUGUUUGGGUCCUAAUGGUGUUUAGGAUAAUUUUGUUGGUUGGUUGUUUGGGUUCUUAUUUUGUUUAGGUUGAUCACGUUGGGUGGUUGUAUGAAUUCCAAUGAUGUUUCAGUUAAUUAUGUUAGUUGUUUUUUUGGGUUCUAAUGAUGUUUAGGUUUAUUAUGUUGGUUAGAUUGAUGUUUGGGUUCUAAUGAUUUUUAGGGUAAUUAUAUUGGUUUGUUGGUUUUUUGGGUUCUAAUUAUGUUAAGAUUAAUUAUGUAGGUUGUUUGGGUGCUUAAGCUGUCUUGGUUUUCUGUCAUUUCUUUGGCUUCUUUUGUGUUUGGGUUCUCAUACUUUGUUUGUAUGAUUCUUCUUUUCUGUGUCAACACUUUGUAAAACACUUGUUUUUAAAGGUGCUUUAUAACCAUUAAGGAAUAGAUGUAUCAUUACAGUUUUUGAUUGAAAGACCUGGAAUCAUAUUCAAGACAUAUCACACUUUUUAGUCAUUAACUUUUUUUAAUAUUACUUUUUGCAAAUACAAGAAAGUAGGCCAACACAUGACUGCAUUAUAGUUUGAUAUUUUAAUGAUUAUUUAUUUAUAUAUUUUAGUAAGAUUCUUCUACCAAACACAAUGUAUAAUUAUUGUGGGCUUCAUUUUAAAUGGUACAUUUAUUGGCAUGUCUGCAGAUAUAAAACACGUUUUUUUUUCCAUGUGCAGAGUUACAAAUAAAAGGUAAAAUAUUAAUUUGACUGAAUGCUUACGUCUAAAUGAAGGGUAGCGGCUCAAAGCAAAAGCUGGAAUACUCCUAUCUUAGGUUGCCUUCAUGCUGUUUGU